AUGGCGGGCGCAGAGGCUGUCGCAGAAGCGCUGGCCGAAAGCGUGCAGCAGAUCGUUGCCUUAUCCCCUGACCGUGUGGCGGAGGAUGGACCAGAGGCCUUUGACCCCUUCCGCCGGGCCGUGACGCAGGCUUCGCGUGGCCGUGAUGCGCCACCCUCGCAGCUCCUGGGCCCGGUGGAAUCCAAGGAGAUGGUCUUUAAAUUCCUGGUGGCUCUCCAUGGGUCCAAGAAAAUGUACCGAAGACAAGUGGUGGCCGUGAUGGCAGUCCUGAUGCACGAGAAACUUUGGCUCAAAAGCCUGCUGCAAAUUGAAGGCUUUCCCGAAAAUCUCUCAGAGGACCUACGAUUGAUCGUGGAAGAAGAGCAAAAAACCAUGGAGAACGAGCCUGAGGAAAUGCCAUGUCUCGUGCGGACGAAAGAAGAUCGUCUUGGCUGGCGCAGUGAAGAAAGAGCAGAUCUGCACAGAUAUGAAGGUGACUGUGCCGAGUCUGGCGGAUUUUCCAUGGCUUUGGAUCCAGGAUCUCGGGAUGAUUUGUUGGGGGCUGAAUAUGCAGGUGUCUUCGGGUUCCAACCACACAGGUUGGCAGGUCUCAGCUGGACUGGAUGGACCGCCAGUGGCCUCCUGCAGAGCACAGAGGUCAGCACGUUGGACAGGGCGAAUGAGAGCUGGACCAGAUUUGGAUGGUCUUCCUUUAAAUUUGGACGCUUGAUCGCCAACGGCAAGGCUUUCAUAGCCGCCCUGAUGGAGCUGAAGGAGUUGGAGAGCUUGGCAAACGAUCAACCAGGCAACGUGGCUCGCCUUUCCCCGACGUUUCGGGACAUCGGACUUCGCGCGUUGAGCCAAGCGACGCGGCACGAUGGAAACGCCACUGGUCGCGCCCAAAUUGGAUCGAACGAUCUCAUGGCAACAGAACUUGGUGCCUUGGAAAAAAAUGUCGAUGAGAUGACCAAGACCCGGGAAUUGCCCACCGCCGAGGACGGCGAGUUGCCGCGUCGCCUCACCGCGCUGGAGCUGACGCUGCUGGGCAUCGGCGCCUGCAUCGGCGCCGGGAUCUUCGUCCUGACGGGCGCCGAAGCGCGCAUCGCUGGGCCCUCGGUGGCCGUGUCCUUUCUGCUGGCGGGGAUGUCCUCGAUCUUCAACGGCCUCUGCUUUGCAGAGCUGGCCACGCGGCUGCCGGUCUCCGGCUCCAGCUAUCUCUAUGCGCCUCGGCGGCUUUUUGGGGCAGCUUAG
This is a messenger RNA of Cladocopium goreaui, 1230 nucleotides long. NCBI's taxonomy places the organism in Eukaryota, Dinophyceae, Suessiales, Symbiodiniaceae. The record is from the annotation of a GenBank genome assembly.